AUGCCAAAAACAUUUUUGAAGCCGCCUAAAAUAUCUAAUUUAUCGUCUAUCGUAGAAGAAUCUCCUAUCUGGAUUAAGAACGAAGAUGAUGAAAAAAAAAUUAAACCUCCAUUAAGUCCUACUCCACGUCAUACUCCACGUCAUACUCCACGUCAUACUCCACGUCGUACUCCAUGUAGACGUCGCCGCACUCCAUGUCGGGCCGUCGGUCCUCCUGUAAACUUAAGCCGGUGGACGAGGGAGGAAGACCACGCGCUAUUUACUUCAAUACAGAAGAAUGGUGGGAAAUGGACCGCAAUUAGUCGUGAGAUUGGUACUGGGAGAAACCCGCAACAAUGUUCCCGACGUUGGGAUACUAUUGUUCGAUGUUCGCUAAGGAGAGUCGCACUUUAUUAA
Messenger RNA from Dentiscutata erythropus, 396 nucleotides. Lineage: Eukaryota; Fungi; Glomeromycota; Glomeromycetes; Diversisporales; Gigasporaceae. The record is from the annotation of a GenBank genome assembly.